GGUAUUGGGAAGGCUGUGUGAUAGUGGGUUCGAUCUUGAAUGCAAAGCCUCGGUAAAUACAACGGAACACCAAUGGAAGUCUAUCUUAUAUAAACACCAGAUUGUAUAUAUUAAAAACCAGACGGGUGUUGAUGAAAGAAACUGUUUCGGAAAUCCGACGAUUGGGGAUUCCCUAACGACAGGUCCUACAACACAUCAAGUUGCGACAUCAACAAAAGCUACACUGACUACGACAAAAACAGCAUCAGCACAGACACGCAGCACACAACCAACUGAAACAACACCUGCUCUUCCAACAUCGUCAACCAGUAAACUGACCACCGCAACUACGAUAAACACGACAGUAAUAUCGACCGCGUCUCCAACAACAUCGCAAAUAUUGACAUCAACGAUAAAGGGGUCAUCAUCAUCCACAGCUCAAAGCAGCUUAAUUUCAUAUGGAUGCAGCAACCACCACCAUGCCGUUGGUUCCUGUGUUUUGAGCACGCUGUUUACGGUCAACGGACAUUGCUACGAGGCAGUUACAGCAAUACAUUCUUGGAGAGUCGCUGAGAGCUAUUGCGUGCACAACGGAGGACAUCUUGCAUACAUUAGUAGCAAGGGGCAACAAGACGCAAUAUACCAAGUUGUUAAGGAUCACAUUGGCCAGAACGUUUGGAUAGGACUCAAUGAUCUGGACAACGAGGGAUCAUAUCGUUGGAUAUCAGGAAACAAUUACAACUACAUAAACUGGAAACCAGGAGCCUUGGUGGAUGGGCAUGACAACAAAGACUGUGUUACCAUGGUUGUUGGAACGUACGGAGGAACCUGGCAGGAUAUCUCUUGUAGCAACCUUCUUGGAUACGUUUGUGAAUUCGAUUCCGUUGCGGUUACAACAUUAUCGGCCACUAUUCAGACAACACCGGAAACAACAAGAUUAGCAACCACAAUACCGGCAAUAGUUACUUUACCAGUAACGUACGGCUGUACUACUGUUUACCCCAACUAUGGAUACACCGAGGCUGGAACACUGUUUACCAUCAACAACACGUGCUACGAAUUGAACGCUAAUCUACACACUUGGAGAACUGCAAACAGCAUGUGCAACAUCAAAGGCGGUUCAUUGGCAUACAUUGACAACAGACUUGUGCAAGAUGCCAUGUACAACGUUUUGAAGAGCAACUUUAAUAAAAAUGUUUGGAUCGGACUAAACGAUUUACAAUAUGAAGGCUACUUUAGCUGGGUAUCAGGCGAAAAGUUGUCCUACACACUUUGGCACAACGGCUAUGUCGGUUAUAACGACGGCGAGGACUGUGUUGUCAUGAUGGCUUCUACUCCGGAAGGUGCUUGGGAGGAUAAACCCUGUGCGCAAAUGCAUGGCUACAUUUGCCAGUUUGGAGGUCACUUAAAAUACCAAACAACAUCAACAACUCGGCCUACCACAGCAAUUCCAGAUAUUCCGAUUGGCUCAAUGUUUAGCGAUGGUAGUACACGUUUGUGCCCUAGCAGUGUAAGAUCUUUUUCCGACCAAUACAGAACUGUGUUGGCUCAACACGGCCACAGCUGCUACGAGUUACUUAACACCGGGGUAACAUGGUCGUAUGCAGAAACGCUUUGCGAGAAUGGAGGUGGACACUUAGUCCAGAUAAGUGGACAGCAGGAAGAAACUUACAUCCAGCAAUUUCUCCUUCGUCAUGGUUCUCCUGAUGUCUGGAUUGGUCUAAAUGAUAGGCAAAGCGAGGGGCACAUGCACUGGACUUCAGGUGAACCAGUAAACUACUUGCACUGGAUACGAGGUCACGAGGACAACAUUGUUGGUAGAUAUGAUGAGGACUGUGUCGUCAUGUUUCCACAACGAGGUGGACACUGGGACGACGUGCCUUGUGGGUGGCAGAAUGGAAUGGUAGAGAAACAUGUUGGCAUUUGUGAAUACAGGAUACAGACUUCCGGAUCAAUUAUUGGGAAGUGAACUUUUGCUACAACACGGUUUAUUGUUAUCACAAA
This is a messenger RNA of Mya arenaria, 1983 nucleotides long. Its product is annotated as macrophage mannose receptor 1-like. The record is from RefSeq and is a predicted model, not a curated record. The transcript is spliced from 12 exons. The coding region runs from base 782 to 1948 and encodes 388 amino acids. Lineage: Eukaryota; Metazoa; Mollusca; Bivalvia; Myida; Myidae.